AUGUCAUUUACAACUAAAGAUAAAAGUGAUGAUAGCAGCAUAAUAACCACCAAUUAUGCAGAUAACCCUAAUCUAUCACCCAUUGAACAGAAAAUACUACAACAAUAUCAACUUAUGAAUAAUAAUCUUAUCAAAGUAUCAAAUGAAUUGGAACUACUAACUAAUACAACUGAUGAGUUUGGUAAAGGUAAAGGUUCAAGCAUACACUUAGUUGAGAAUUUAAGACAACUAGAGACAAAAUUGGUGUUUGUAUAUACAUUCUUCAAAGGAGCAGUCUAUUCUAUAUUGAAUGCCCAAGAUUAUAUUGCAGAACAAGAAACAAAUGGAUUAGAAGAAACUAAUGAAGAGGAAGAUGGUAAUGAAGAGGAUGAGAGUGGGAAUGUAGAACUACUGGGAGUUUCAGCUGACGAGAAUUGA
This is a messenger RNA of Candida albicans SC5314, 417 nucleotides long. It is a transcript of the gene DAD3, whose product is annotated as Dad3p. Lineage: Eukaryota; Fungi; Ascomycota; Pichiomycetes; Serinales; Debaryomycetaceae. Gene Ontology annotation, cellular component: DASH complex; mitotic spindle. The transcript has a single exon. Bases 1 to 417 code for a protein of 138 amino acids. Gene Ontology annotation, biological process: attachment of spindle microtubules to kinetochore. The record is from RefSeq and is a predicted model, not a curated record.